AUGGCUGAGCUGAACUGGGUGUCUCACCGGCCUUUGCAUCCGCAACACCGUGGCCGCCAGUCACCACCAUCAAUCAACGCACGCGGUGCCAACACAACAUGCAGCUUACCUGAUUGUCCCUCUUCGCCUACGGAUGCCUCACCUGGUGUGCCCCAACUCAGCGGGUCGCGUGAACGUCCUCUCUUUGGCCCAGGUCGCGACUGGGGCUGCGGCCGCAUAAAGAUCAUUACCCGGAGAUUGACUGCAGCCCGCAUGCCUGGCACCUGGGCAUUCGGACCACUAAAGUACCGACUCCAUGGGCUCUUGAGCUCUUUGGCCUCUGCAGUUGACAGGCCGCCUUACAACCUCAAAAGCAUACCGCGAAUUAGAAGGCGCAUUAUACUUUUCGAUAGCGCCGACGUUCGCAACGACGGUCUGGUCCUCGGCAGCGGGCCAUUUGACGGAAACAUUCAAACCAUCCGCAACAGUCACCCAAUCAUCAUCACCGGGUAUGUUCAGGCCGUAGCGGAUGGCAAGGGAAUCCUUCGCUUGCAUCCUCGAAAAGUCGUGAAGGCCCGCUAG
Parastagonospora nodorum SN15 is the source of this 561-nucleotide messenger RNA. RefSeq lists its product as hypothetical. NCBI's taxonomy places the organism in Eukaryota, Fungi, Ascomycota, Dothideomycetes, Pleosporales, Phaeosphaeriaceae. Bases 1 to 561 code for a protein of 186 amino acids. The record is from RefSeq and is a predicted model, not a curated record. The transcript has 2 exons.